Messenger RNA from Mytilus trossulus (common blue mussel), 2924 nucleotides. RefSeq lists its product as uncharacterized. Lineage: Eukaryota; Metazoa; Mollusca; Bivalvia; Mytilida; Mytilidae. The coding region runs from base 1 to 2736 and encodes 911 amino acids. The transcript has a single exon. The record is from RefSeq and is a predicted model, not a curated record.
AUGGCUACCGAUAGACGGAAAGAAGACUGUCUGGACUUCAGUGAUGUAAAACGGACUCGUAGUACGAAUUUAGCGCAGCUUACUAAAUUGUACAAAGAAUUGGAAAAGAAUUUAAUUUCAUAUGAGAACGUGGAACAUGCAAAACAAUUAUAUUCAAAGUUAUGUGAAAGGUUUGAACAAUUUAAGUUAGCACACUUACAGUGUUUAGAUUUGUGUACACAAUCAGAAGUUAUAGCAAAUUUGGAAGUGAACUAUGAACGUUGUCAUGAGAACUUUGUAGAAUUCCGGGAUAGAUUUUCUCAGUCUAUCGCGAGUGAAAAAUCGCAUGAAGAGGAAAUACCCGAAGAAAGUGAUACAGUUUCAAUUGAUAGCAGUUUGAGUUCACGAUCUUCAGUUUCAUCACAAUCUAGAUUUCGCAGUGCCAAAGCUAAGCGGCUCAUCGCAGAACUCAAACUCAGGAAAUUAUCAGAACAGCAUGAACUAGAGCGUGCACAAAUAGAAAUUAAAUUUAGACAACAGGUAUUUAAUCAACUAUCCGAGAUGGAAGAGGCCAAUAUCGAAGAAUCAGUGUGGCAAGAAGCAGUGGAAGAAGACACAGAUAAUACCAGUGGAAUCGUGAACAUUCGGAACAUUUCGCAAACAGUCUCGCAAACAUUACAGAGCUCUGUUCCUGCGAGUGAAAAGUGUAUUAAUAUGAACUCUCUUUCCGGACAAACUGCAGCAAAUGAUAAACCAAAGAUGAACAUUAAUAACAGUACACAGGGAAUCAGUGCUCAGUCUGGAUUUUCGGAUGUAAGUGUUUCUAGCAUAGAUUCGGCUUUUCAACGCCUAGCAUCUACACUUCACGAAGGGUUUAAUUUGCCAAAACCAGAAUUAUUAACUUUUAAUGGAACUCCGUUAGACUAUAGUAAGUUUAUACGGAACUUUGAGACAAACAUUGAAGGUAGAAUAAGUGAUAAUAGUUUGAGACUGAGUUAUUUAAUUCAGUACUGUAGAGGUGAAGCAAAGUGUUGUAUAGAAGAUUGUGUAUUAUUAGAUUCUGAUGAGGGUUACAAACGUGCUAGGGCAAUAUUGUACUCCCGAUACGGUAGGCCACAUGUAAUUGCUAGAUCAUUUAUUGAAAAAUUAGUGUACGGCGCUCAGAUUAAAGCGUCAGAUAUUGAAGGUUUAUCUAAAUUGGCAUUAGAAAUGCAAAAAUGUGAAAUCACAUUGUCUCAGUUAGGUUUUAAUUCAGAUAUUGAUAAUUCUGAAAAUUUAAGGUGUAUUGUUAAACGCUUUCCAAUGCAUAUGAGAACAAGAUGGGUCGACAUUGCUCAUUCAAUUAGUGAGUCUGGUAGAGAACCCCGUUUUUCUGACUUAGCUAAAUUUGUAGACGAAAAAUCACGCAUUGCUAGUUCUAUGUAUGGGUACGAUCUUUGUAGAGAAAACAAUCAGAACAAGACUGAUAAUAGGGUUUUUACAAGUAAACAUCAUAAUAAUGAUACAGUUAAUAGUAAGGUUACUACGUUAAGUACUCAAAGUUUAGAUAACACAGCUAAUUAUGAGCAAACAUGUAAAUGUUGUACAGGUACAUGUGUAGAUUUGACAUCUUGUAGCAAAUUCAAGUCAAUGAGUUUAGAUGAUAGGUAUAAAUUAGUACGCAUGUUAAAAUUGUGUUAUAAUUGUUUAAAAGGGAAGCAUUUUGCUAACAAUUGUAGAAAAUCAAAAGCAUGCACUGUAUCUGACUGUAAUGUUAAGCAUAAUAUUUUAUUGCAUAGUUGGUCUCAGCCCGGUUUUGAUCAUGCAGCUACUCAGCCGUCAGUAAAUUGCGCAGCUACUAAAGGUUCUAUGAUUAAGAACUGUUUAGGAAUUGUUCCUGUCCUCGUUAAGGGUCAGAACGGUAACUCUUGCAAAACAUUUGCCUUGCUAGAUGACGGAGCAGAUAAAACUUUAUGUGAUGAACGAUUACUUCAGAAAUUAAAUAUAGUCAGCAAGCCGGUCACUUUCGAGAUGUCUACUGUUAACUCUUCUGGUUUUACAAUUCACGGUCAAGAAGUUGACUUACAAGUAAAAGCUAUUGACGGAAAUGAUAAGGUGUCGUUAAAAAAGGUCUGGUCAGUAAAGAAGCUUCCAAUUUCAGCUCGAUCUGCCGCAGAAAAUGUAGAUAUAAGAAAAUUGCCGUAUUUAGCCGAUAUACAGAUACACUCUGCUGAUUUAACCGAGGUCAUGUUGUUAAUAGGUACAGAUUCACCUAACGCUCACAUUCCGCUAGAAGUAAGGUCCGGUAACGAAAACCAACCAUAUGCAAUUCGCUCACGCCUCGGAUGGGCUAUUCGUGGUCCUAUUGAAGAUAUGCAUGCGUCAAAUGUUAUAAAUGAUCAUAGAGCACGAGAAGACAAGAAUUGCUUGUCUACAGAUGAUACAGAGGCUAUGAAAAUGACGGAGUCAGUCUUAUAUCACCCAGCAAGACGGAUGCCAAGCCCAACUCAUCGUUCAUCCAAGUCCAUGUCCAACAGAAGGAGCAGGAGCAGGUCAGCAUUCGCCUCCCCGGGAAAGGCAGCAAAACGUGCUCGUUCCAAGAACCCAAGAAGGGGGAAGAAAAGGGCAAGGUCUCCAUCCAAAAAAGCAAGAAAGGAGGAAACAAAAGGAGGUCCAGGGGAAAGAAAGCCGCAGCAAAGAGGCAAAUGGCAGAGGGAACAACAAGAUGUUGAAUUAGACGAUAUUGUUUUAGUUGCUGAUGAUAUACAGAGAGGAUAACGGGUAGAAUAGUCGAGAUCACAAGGAGCCGUCAUGGUCAUAUCCGUAGCUGUGUGGUCAAAACUAGUCAGUCACAGAUUUGAGACACAAAUAAACUAUGCUAACUCGAGUGUUCUAAAUAGAACUAUUUUUUAUUGGUGACAAAAUUGUAUUAUAUUUUCUAACUGUUUUAAGAAAUUAUUUGGUAA